GGAAAGUGUGAGGAGGAUUUUUACACAACAUCGGCGCCAAGGAGACUUAGCCCGACGCAAUUCCAUUCUCCCUACGACGUUCAAUAUCCCAAUCUGGCGCAGUGCAAUGGAGACGCGACUCCGAGAUAAUGACCAACUGCCGUCCAAUGUUGGAGGUAAUGAUGCUGAUGCACAUGCGGUCGCUCAGUCCAGACCGAAUAUCAGGGCGAUCCAACAGAGCUUGGAACUAGGCGAUGGUCCCUCGAACCCAACCACUCCCGCCCAGAAAUUUCGCAGUGCAGUCAUCAAAGUAAUCAUGGGAAAACGUCGUGCUAGGGCGGAGGUCAAACGGGGGAUGGAAUCGGCACUACAGUUUUUGUCUCUAACUCGGUCGCCACGGGAGCACAACGCAAUGAUCCAUGGCAUCAACUUUUCUCACGACGGCCGUUACUUUGUUACUUUUUCAGGGCACGAAAACGAUGUUUUAAUCUGGGAAGCGAACCAAAUGGAAGUGAAAGUCGUUGAGCGAGUCAAUUUGCAGCGGUGCGGAUUUGAUCUCCAGUUUGGAGAUCGCAUGAAAACAAUUCAAGUAAUGUUAUUGAGAGAGAGUCGAGUGGUAAUAAUCAAAGGAUCGUGGCUUCAGCAAUUUCUACAAAUGUGGUGGCUGCGGUGGCUCCUGGCGCCUCUGUGGUUUCAGGGGCCUCAGAAGUUUCUGCGGCUCCUGACGUUUCCAUGGCUCCGGCAGCUUCGGCGGCCGCAGCGGAUUGAGCGACUGGAGCGGCUUGAGCGGCUUGAGCGGCUUGACUUAAUUGGUCGGCUCCUGCGGUUUGUUGGAUUUCUGGUGAUUCUGGGGCGUCAAGGGCUUCAGUGGCUUCACCCGGUGGGUUCUAUAAAGUGGCUCAACUGGGUUUCCGAUGGCACACGCCUCCCUUUUGCAGAGGAUCUUGAUUAUGCACUCGAAGAUGCUGUUCUUACCCGGGACGGAACCAAGUUAUUGGGAAUAGCUACAGUGAGUGCAACGGCAGACAAACAUUAUCCUGGGCCCUCAAAAUCACCUUCAGAAUGUCGAAUCAUUAUCUACAAUGUUAAGACAAAGAAGAUUGUUUUCGAAAUUCCCACCUUCGACUCCAUACGGAGGAUAAGUUUAUCUUACUCAGGGAGGCGUUUACUUGUUAUGUCUGAUGGAAAUACGCCACCGCGCCUGUUCCUUGUUUACCCUACCUGGCUUGUCCCAUUGCACACAUUCUACCUUCCAGAUGAGGCGGAAUACCCGACUUAUGGCCAGUUCGGAAUUCGCAGCCCCAGUGCCCUCAUGGCAAGUGAGUCCGAGGAAGAUCAAAUCAUCAUCUGCGCCAACAAACGAGGGAACAUCUUCAUAUGGCACCGUGAAUCCUAUCACCUCCUGCACUCAUUCACAAUUUCGAUUCCCUGGGGCACUGAAGUCAGUGGGGUGACUUUCGGCUCUGAGCGCUUGGAGGACCACAGCUAUUUGAAGGUGGCUGUUGCAUGCACCGACGGAACUGUCAUCAUGUGGGGCUCGAAAUGGGAUCACCCUAAUCCUCCCCUCCUCACUGACGAAUUACCGCGAGUGGCUCGUGAAGCUACUGGAGGAACUACCGAAGAAGUUAUUGAAGGGGGAGAUGGAGGUGCUAAUGAAGAGAUUGUUAUGGAGGUUUAAGUGCAAAUCCCUCCGUCAUGACCUUCUGACUCGUACUAUUCUUUGUUUUCGUAACUUCUGUAGUCCAGUUCCUGAUGGUAGGUCCUAUCUAAUGGAUGGAAGAUUAUCUUGGUGGUAUGGCACUGUAUUGCACUGAGCCAGUUCAAUUCGCUUCUUGAAUCAUUAAUGCGUUGCAAUCAUUAAUUAUCGACAUUCUUCGUGGAGUUCCCGAUCGUCGAAGCCACGGAUCGGACACUGAUGGGCCUUAGGCCGCUUCGGAGUCUACCGGC
Messenger RNA from Cantharellus anzutake, 1926 nucleotides. RefSeq lists its product as uncharacterized. Lineage: Eukaryota; Fungi; Basidiomycota; Agaricomycetes; Cantharellales; Hydnaceae. Bases 107 to 1657 code for a protein of 516 amino acids. The record is from RefSeq and is a predicted model, not a curated record. The transcript is spliced from 10 exons. Gene Ontology annotation, molecular function: protein binding.